Molecule: messenger RNA, 3578 nt
Organism: Clupea harengus (Atlantic herring)
Lineage: Eukaryota; Metazoa; Chordata; Actinopteri; Clupeiformes; Clupeidae
Gene: prdm4
Product: PR domain containing 4
Exons: 13
Coding region: 410-2815 (801 amino acids)
Biological process (GO): regulation of gene expression
Cellular component (GO): nucleus
Molecular function (GO): protein binding; DNA-binding transcription factor activity, RNA polymerase II-specific
Source: RefSeq, a predicted model, not a curated record
GUGAGGGGUGUGAUCUAGCCUACGGGAGGGAGGAGAAUCCCAGCACCUGCCCAAGCGGCCCCGUAGGGUAGCCUACUCUGACUCCUACUCUGACUUGACAGCGGCACCGCAAACUCAGAGCCUGCAAGCCCUUAACCUUCUUUGUUUUCUUUUGGAUAAUUGCGAGGACAUUCUGACAUAAAUUGCUUCAGGUCCAUCCAGUAAUCUGCACCAAAGUGGCGUUUAUUUCACUUUUCGUUCCAGGUUUUGCGCAUGCUCAGACGGCGAGUCCUGUCAAGCAAUCAUGGACCCUAGGAGAGAAGCUGUCUGUCGAUCUGUUGGCUUUUUACCUUUAUUACUCCAGAGAGCUCGAGGAGAAAUGCACCGUUCUUCACAGUGUCGCUAGUGGGAAAGAAGACCUGACGUCAGGAUGAAUGAGAUGAACCUGAGCCCAGUGGGAAUGGACCAGCUGAGUGUGCCUGCCGUGAGCGCGAGCCACCUCGGGCUCCCCGUCUCCCCCACGCACGGCUCCAUCACGUCAGCAGGCCUGUCGGUGCCCAUCCCCAGCCUGCCCCCCUCUCUGGGCGCCCUGCCCUCGGCGCUGUCCCUCAUGUUGCCCAUGGCGCCGCUGGCGGAGCGGGGGGGUGUGAUGUGCGGCGCCCUGGGCCCGCUGCCCGACAGGAACUACCCCCUGCCCCCGCCCCCCUACCCCCACCUGGAGAGCAGCUACUUCAGGCACAUCCUGCCAGGUAUCCUGUCCUACCUGGCUGACCGCCCGCCCCCCCAGUACAUCCACCCCAGCAGCCUGAACCUGGACGGCCCCCUGUCAGUGUCCAGCGGUGCCGCCACCUCCGGGCUGGACCCCUACGGCGGGCUGGUGGGGGGGCAUCACGAGGGGGCGCUGGAUGGGGGUCUGGCGGGCAUGGAGCAGUCCCGCGUGAGCAGUCCUGGGGAGGGCAUGGGGGGGGGAGAGCUGGCGGGCAUGGAGGGGGGCCGGGGGGUGGACGCGGCGGGGGUGGGGGUGCUGCCCCUGCAGGCGUCAGGGCUGGAGCUCCCCUCCGUGGUCCUGGAGCCGGAGCACAUGGGGGGGGGGCGUGCGGGGGGGUUGGGGGAAGGGCUGCACCCCUCUGGGGGGUUGGGUCCGGGGGCGGGGGGCGUGCUGCCCCCGGGGGUGGUCAGGGUGGUGCUCACCGGGUCCAUGCCCCCCCCCACGGGGCACACAGGUGUGUGUGUCGGGCUGGAGCAGGGGGCCUCCGAGGCGCUGGGACCCGAGAGCGGCCUCGUGCUCGUCAACAACACUCUGCAGCUGGACGACUCCACCUCCAACAAGGAGAACAUGGCCACCGCAUUCAACAUCUGGUGUACUCUGUGUGACCGCUCCUACCCUUCAGACUGUCCUGAGCACGGCCCCGUCACAUUCAUCCAGGACACGCCCAUCCAGACCAGGGCCCGCCUCUCUCUGCCCCGCCCCCUUUGUCUGCGCGUGUCGGUGGCUGAUGAGCCAAUCGGUGUGUGUGCUCGAGAGACUAUCCCAGCCAGGACGUGUUUUGGGCCGGUGGUGGGACAGCACUGCAGCAGUGUGGGGCUGGCGGCCUGGACAGACAAAGACACGCCCCAGAUCUGGAAGAUGUUCCACAACAACCUUCAGGAGUUCUGCCUCGUCACCACCGAUGAGAAUGAGUGCAACUGGAUGAUGUUCGUCCGUAAGGCCAGAACCACUGAGGAACAGAACCUGGUGGCGUACCUCGACAACAGGAAGUUGUAUUUCUGCGUUUCCAGAGAAAUCCUUCCCGAACAGGAGCUGCUCUUCUACUACAGUAAAGACUACUGCAGGCAGAUAGGUGUUCCUCUGGUACCUGAGGGUCAGGUGUGCCACUGUGGGAAAGAAUGCUCCUCCUUCUCCGAUCUCAAGGCCCACUUGGAAAGCCACGCCCCUAGCCACUCCCCCAGCCACGCCUCCCAGGAACACCACGGCCACCAAUCGGGGGGCAAACUGACUGGCUCUGGGUCUUCCGGCUCCGCCUCCUCCUCCCCCUGGCCGUGUCACGCUAACGGGGGCGGCGCCGGGGGCGGGGGCGUGUCCGUGGGCGUGUCUGGGGGGCGGGCCAGGAAGUUUAAGUGCAGCAUGUGUUCGCGUGCCUUCAGCACGUCCACCAAACUCAACACACACUUCAUGGGCCACGUGGGGAUGAAGCCACACAAGUGUGAAUACUGCAGCAAGGCCUUCAGCGACCCCAGCAACCUGCGGAUGCACCUCAAGAUACACACAGGCCAGAAGAACUUCCGCUGCAGUUUGUGUGAGAAGUCUUUUACCCAGAAGGCCCACGUGGCGUCUCACAUGGUCAUACACACCGGCGCGCGCAACCUGAAGUGUGACCACUGCGACAGGCUCUUCAUGCGCAAACAAGACCUCAAACAGCACCUCCUCACACACACACAAGACAGUCAGAUCCGCUGCCCCAAGUGUGACAAGCGCUUCCUGAAGAGCAACCACCUAAAGAAGCACCUGAACUCGCACGACGGUCGCCGCGACUACAUCUGUGAGAAGUGCAGCAAGGCCUUCCUCACCAAGUACCACCUGACCAGGCACCUCAAGAUCUGCAAGGGGCCCCCCCAGACGAGUCGGGGCAGGCCACAGAAUCACCGGGGGACACGGGGGGGAGCGGAGGAGGAGGAGGAGGAGGACGAUGAGGAGGAAGAAGAGGAGGAGGAGGAGGAGGAGGAGAGGGAAGAUGAAAGCGCAGCAGUGGGACCUGAGGACAUAGCUGGCUCACAGGACUGUGGACUGGAGGAGGGGGGGUACCCCUCGAACACAGCCCCCUCACCCGACCCCUGACCCCUCACCCCAACCCUGACCCCUCAACCCCAUCCCUGCCCAGACAGACUGCACUGUGCCAACCCCCCUGCCUCCUGUUGUUUAUCCACUUCCUGGUCUUGUUUAUCCACUUCCUGGUCUUAUUUAUCCACUUCCUGGUCUUAUUUAUCCACUUCGCCCAGAUCUCAUUUCACCAGAGCAGGAAGUUAUUUCAGUCAUGUGACGGACUAUGAACCAAUGACUUGGCAGAAAAAAACGGGUUAUAGCUGUUACUGUGUAUGUCCCACGUGUUUGAUCUCCUCUCCUCUCCUGUCCUCUCCUCUCCUCUCCCAACUCUGUCCCUCUUAAAGGGGAAGAUUUCAUUUUGUUAACAGAAGUAUGAUGUCAUAAAUAUUUAAUUAAUGUCAGGAAUGGCUUCCGUCUUAGUGUGUGUGUGUUUCCCCCCACACACACUUAAUUUGUACUUCCUGUCCCCCCCCCCCCACACACUUCAUGGGUCUGUUUGAAAACCCAUAACAUGCUGUCUAACAAGGUGUCUAACAAGGUCUCUACGGAGGACAGCAAGGCAUCAGGGACUGUUCCAAACCGUUAUUCUGUCUCUUCCUGUUUUGUAAGAUAACUUAAAAUCUUUGCGUGACGGGUCAUUUUUCAAGGUAGCAUCGAUGCAUCCUUGAGGCUGCCUAUUACCCAUAAAUCUGUGCGCCAGCUCCCUCUGGCAACUGCAAAUUGUAAAAACAAAGAUGGCGGACCAAACUCCGCUGACGGCCGUGUUUUGUAUGUAAAU